AUAAUACACAAAAUCGUGCUGCCUACCGUCUUACUACAUUAGGCCUCAUCGUGCGCUCACACCAUGAAUGAACCCUUUUUAUACUUGCACCUCGACAGAGAGUGCCCUAUAAAGCUCACUCCACUUUAGCCAUAUAUUAUCUGCUACCUGCUCUCCCUCCUAUGCUCCCUCUCACUCUUCUGAUCUGAUGUACCACAGCCUACGCAGGGUUGAUUGUUGAGGCUCAGUCCAGUAGUGAGCCCUGCGGCAGUCAAACACUGCUCGUCUCGUGCAUACUCAACAUGGGCAAAGAUAACAAAACUGCGGACAGUGAUGCUGACACGGCAUUGGACUCAAGCUCACCCACUGAACAUGGGAACAAGCCGGCAAAGGGCUCACUUAUCGACUUCUUCCGUGUGUUCGGGUAUGCUACCUCUUUCGACUGGUUUUUACUCAGUCUAAUGGCUUUCACUUCCAUUGGCGCUGGUGCUGCGUUGCCUACCAUGUUUAUUGUAUUCGGACGUAUUGUGAACGGCCUCAAUCAAUAUGCCACAGAUAAUUCCUCGCCUCAGAGCUUUUACACUUCAAACAGCCAGAACUCACUCUACGUUGUUUACAUCUUUAUUGGCAAAUUCUUUUUGUCGUAUGCUUCGAUGUUCGCUGUUCGAGUGACUGGUCUACGCAUAUCAUCAGCUUUGCGGCUUGCAUACCUACAAGCCCUCUUCAAGCAACCUCUGAGUACAAUCGACAAACUUUCCAUCGGAAAAGUGUCCCAUCGGAUCACAGCCUCGACGAGCACGAUACAGCUCGGCAUUUCUCAACAGCUGGCAAUGCUGAUCCAGUCACUCUCAUUUCUCAUAAGCUUUGUAAUAGUGGGUUUUGUUUACAACCCUCUGCUCGCCAUCGUGGCUUGUGCAAGCCUUCCUGUCACUAUCAUCCUACAGUCAAUCACUGUUCCCAUCAUCCUCAAGCGACAUAAAGCAGCGGAAGAGGCUAAAGAGGAGGCUUCCGCUUUAGCCCAAGAAGUUUUCGCAUCUAUACGUGUUGUUGCUGCAUUCGGAGCAGAGGCCCUACUCUCAAAACGUCAUAAGGAGCUAAUUGACAGAGUCAUACUUAUUGGGAUCAGAAGAGCCCCGCUUGACGGACUUUACAUGUCUCCAACACUCUUUGGCACAUACGGUACAUCAGCCUUGACUUUCUAUUUUGGCAUUAAGCAGUUCUCUCGGGGUAAUGUAAGUAACAUUGGAGAAAUCGUCAUCGUAUACUUCUGUAUCAUGAUGGCAACUACGUCCUUCCAGAAGAUCGCAACUCCGAUACUCUAUGUAUCUCAAGCCUCUUCUGCGGCCGCCGAAAUGUUUGCGACAAUAAAAACACCUGUCCACGCUACUUCUGGAUUAAUAUAUCCUGAUAGCUCCGCACUUGAGGACAUCGCGUUCGAAAACGUAAAGUUUUCGUAUCCGAGUCGACCCGACGUGCAAAUCUUGAAAGGGUUGACCACAAGGUUCGAAGCUGGAAAGACAACCGCGAUCGUAGGCCCAUCUGGUUCUGGAAAAAGCACCAUAGUCGGACUCCUUGAAAGAUGGUAUACACUGCAGAAUUCGUCAGAUAGCGCGACCUCAUUGGUCCAAAAAGACUCCGACGAGAAAGGUUCCCAUGCAAAGGAGGGGGUGCCAUCAUCAUCAAGCGGUAUUAUCAACGUUGGUCAACAGAACAUCGAGGCACUGGAUCUGCAAUGGUGGCGAAGACAAAUUGGAUUCGUGCAGCAGGAGCCUUUUCUAUUCAAUGAUACAAUUAUCAAGAAUAUCUCCUACGGUCUAUGUGGAACGGAAUGGGCUGGGGCUGACUUGGCAACUCAGCGGAAAAUAGUGGAAGAUGCUUGCAAGCAGGCGCAUGCUCACGAUUUCAUAUCAGAGCUCCCUCAGGGUUACGACACAAUGGUAGGUGAAGGCGGAAUUAAGAUCAGUGGAGGUCAGCGACAACGCCUGGCAAUUGCUCGUGCUAUCGUUAAAAACCCUCCAAUCCUUAUACUUGACGAAGCAACCAGUGCAUUGGACGUCCACAGCGAACAAAUUGUACAAAAAGCUCUCGACGAUGUGUCGCAUAAUCGUACGACAAUCAUCAUCGCCCACAGGCUCUCCACUAUCAAGAAGGCCGAUAAGAUUGUGGUCAUGCGAAAUGGUCGAGUGAUUGAGGAAGGUACUCAUGAUGGAUUAGUUGCCAUGACAGACGGCUUCUACCAUUCACUUGUGUCCGCUCAAGGACUGGCCCUUGGUGAUGAUGGCAGGGAACGAUAUGACGAGUCUGAUCCUCCUGUGGACAGACUGCAAAGAAUGGUUUCACGUCAGAAGACCGAAGAUAUCAAUACUACAGAGAAGGAAAGUAAGCCCGUUGAAGCGAAUCACGUCGAUGUGGACAUUUUCAGGAGUUUCGGUAGGCUUCUGUAUGAACAGCGUCAUCGUUGGUGGAUCUACACGAUCUGUGGAAUUACAGCUUGCAUCAAUGGAGCCUCCUAUCCGCUGAUGGCAUACUUCUUCGCUAAAAUCAUCAAUGUCUUUUCGCUACCAAACCUAGGCGCGUUAGUUGACCGAGGCAACUUCUGGUCACUAAUGUUCUUCAUCAUGGCUAUCGUAGUCAUUUUCUCAUACGGUGGCCUGGCUUGGUCUGCCGUACACCUGUCAUGUACCGUAUCGAGCCAUUACCAACAAGAAUACUUUGAGAACCUUGUGCGGAAGCCUAUCGUGUUCUUUGAUGCCGAGGGGAGCUCUCCCGGGACCUUGACCUCGAAACUUGCAACUGAUCCUCAACAAAUGCAGUCCAUGAUGGGCGUGGAAAUGGCUGUGACUCUAGUCGGGAUCACUAGUAUUGUCGGAUCCAUCAUCAUCUCGUUUGCUCUUGGCUGGAAGCUUGCUUUGGUCGGCUGUCUUGCUGUCGUACCCGUCAUUCUUCUGGCCGGUGCCAUGCGUGUCAAGCUGGAGAUCCAGUUCGACAAGAUGAACUCGAAAGUCUUUGAAAGCAGUUCUCAAUUUGCGACUGAAGCCGUGGGGGCAUUCCGCACCGUCACAGCUUUGACUAUGGAAGAUACGAUCUGUGAUCGGUACUAUAUGCUGAUGAAUGAACAUGGGACGGCUGCCUUGAAAAAAGCUGUCUGGGGAACUUUGGUCUUCGCUCUAUCUGACAGCGUCGACAUCGCUUGCAAUGCCCUUGUCUUUUGGUAUGGCGGCAAGCUAGUUGCAGACGGUGAAUACAGCAUCUUCCAAUUUUUCGUGGUCUACAUGGCUGCCGUACAAAGCACCCAGGGCGCAGCCAUGUGGUUUGCCUUUUCACCAAACAUGGCCAGCGCAACCAGCGCUAGUAACCGUAUCAUCGGCUCCCGACCAUCCAAAACCAUCUCCCCCUCCUCAAAUGUCUCGCCCCAGCCCUCUUCCGGCGGCGCAGCCAUCGAGCUCUCCAAUGUCCGCUUCACCUACGACACCCGCUCUGACCCCGUGCUCAAAGGCCUCAGCCUCAGCAUACAAGCGGGCCAAUUCGCCGCCCUCGUCGGCGCGUCCGGCUGCGGCAAGUCGACCAUCAUAUCCCUCCUCGAACGCUUCUACGACAUCGACUCCGGCACCAUCACAUACGACGGCGUCGACAUCAGCACGCUCAACACGCGCGAGUACCGAGCAAACCUGGCACUUGUAGCGCAGGAGCCGACACUGUACGAAGGCACGAUUCGGGAUAACAUUGCGCUGUCAAUGGGCGAGACGGCCGCCGCUGACGAGGAUAUACACGAGGCGUGUCGCGAGGCGCAUAUUCACGAUUUCAUCACUUCUCUGCCGGAGGGAUACGCCACAAGGCUUGGUCCGAAGGGCAUCUCGCUGUCCGGCGGACAGAAGCAGCGGAUUACAUUGGCGCGGGCACUCCUGCGUAAGCCUAGGUUGCUUCUGCUUGAUGAGGCUACGUCGAGUCUGGAUUCGGAGAGCGAGAAGCAGGUCCAAGCAGCGAUUGAGCGCGCGGCUGGGAAGGGCCAGAGGACUAUCCUUGCUGUUGCGCAUCGGUUGGCGACGGUUCAGAACGCGGACGUGAUCUUUGUGUUGGGGACGGGUGGGAAGUUGGUCGAAAAGGGGAGCCAUGCGGAGUUGGUACGGGCAAGGGGGGUGUAUUUCCAGAUGUGCCAGGCUCAGGCGCUGGAUAGGUGAUGGAGACGCACUUUUUCAAAACAUUCUCUUCUCUCGGGCCUCUCACUCCUCUUGGCAUAUCAACACUGAGCUCUCCUCUCUUUGACGCAGUUCAUAGACAUACUUCACUCAUAGCCCUACCUGAGCGGGAUAUCCUCACUUGUAAUCUUAUUCAUCACAUCAAAAAUGAUAGAACCCUUAAUCCUCACUUUGAUACAUC
Molecule: messenger RNA, 4356 nt
Organism: Pseudovirgaria hyperparasitica
Lineage: Eukaryota; Fungi; Ascomycota; Dothideomycetes; Acrospermales; Acrospermaceae
Product: ABC multidrug transporter
Exons: 12
Coding region: 282-4157 (1291 amino acids)
Biological process (GO): transmembrane transport
Cellular component (GO): membrane
Molecular function (GO): ABC-type transporter activity; ATP hydrolysis activity; ATP binding
Source: RefSeq, a predicted model, not a curated record